AUGUCUAUUCCGCUCGUGCAAGAGCCGUUGGGCAGGCCAGCCCCUUACAUUGUUCGGCAGCAUGAAGGGGAGAAAAUGGUUAUUCCCGGAUCCAAAAGUGUCAUUCGCAUUCUUGCAUCUGCAAAGGAGACCGACCAGCUGAUGUCAGUUUUCCAUAUGGAUGGUACUACUGGAGAUCCAGCUGGGUUUCAUUACCACAACGAAGCGCACGACAUAUUCAUGUGCACUAAAGGCCAGAUGAAGUUGUGGGUAGAAGACAAGUGCCGGAUCCUGAGUGCAGGAGAUUUUGCAUCGGUACCUCCCAAAGUCGUUCAUUGUCCUCAACUGAUAGGUCCUAUCAAUGAAACAGUAGGACUUGUCACUCCAGGGCAAUGGGUCGAUUUUUUUCGAUUCAUCAGCGAGGACUAUAAUGGGGUUUUCAACGAUGAAUUUGACCAUCGAAAUCCGAUGGCUACUCUCUUCCCAAAGCUCCAAGAAGUCAAAGAGAAAAAUAAUGUGGUCUUUACACCAAACCAUGUCCCUGCAGCAGUGGGAGAGUGGACCUCAGACGACUCGAAACUUCCAUCUGGCGUCGAAACAUACUUUUUGAGGACAAAUACAGGUGGCUUGUUUGCGGUUUCGAGCAUCGAAUCCAGUAGCAAAUUCCCGGCCUCAUUGCUGCAACGACCCUUUCGCUUCUCCAAAGUCCACCAGGUGUCCCACGUUCUUGAUGGCCCACUGUCCAUUCACCUCGGUGGGAAGUCAAACCUGGUUCACGCGGGAGAGACGGUCUUUCUUCCGGCCGGGAUAACUAUGGCUAUUGAAUUCAAGGACGUCUAUGUUCGAUUUUGGUCAUUUGCCAGCGGGAACGGUCUGGAAACUCUGGUCAGUCAAGCCGGUCGCGAGUUUGAGGGAUUUUCAGUUCCAGAUAGGCCGGAAGAGGUCAAGGACGAUUUAGCGGCUGAAGCGGCCCGUGAUAUUGGUAUGGAAUUUGGAAUCUAG
This is a messenger RNA of Rhinocladiella mackenziei CBS 650.93, 981 nucleotides long. RefSeq lists its product as uncharacterized. The coding region runs from base 1 to 981 and encodes 326 amino acids. The transcript has 3 exons. Lineage: Eukaryota; Fungi; Ascomycota; Eurotiomycetes; Chaetothyriales; Herpotrichiellaceae. The record is from RefSeq and is a predicted model, not a curated record.